Strongylus vulgaris is the source of this 1155-nucleotide messenger RNA. The record is from the annotation of a GenBank genome assembly. NCBI's taxonomy places the organism in Eukaryota, Metazoa, Nematoda, Chromadorea, Rhabditida, Strongylidae.
AUGUUAACGAGUGGUUCAAAUGUAAUAGCCGGUCUGUCAUUACAUUCAGUGGAUUUGGAUGACGUGCCAGAGGCGAUGAUCGUUGGCAGCGGCGGUAACAAACGGCGAAGUAUUGCUAGUUCAUGUUCAUCAGUGACGGGUGACUCUUUAAAAGGUGAUAAUGGCAGCAGCGUAUUCACUGGUCCCGGCGCCACUGCCGUCGAAGGCAUCGAUGGUGUUUCAGCCGGUAGAGCAGCUGCUAUAGCAGCGCUUACAAGAGUAGUGUGCUCAAAAAGGACAAAUGAGAAACUUCCCAAUCAGCAGUUAGGCAACUUUCUGUCGACCAUACACGACGCGUUGAUUGAAAAGGAUCGGCUCGUGCUCUGCUCGCUAUUCUUUUAUGGACAAAAUCUAUUUCGAUUAGGACUUAUUGGAGUGGAAGCCAUACUUCCACAUUAUUUAUUUGCACUGGAUAUAAUCUUAAUUGAGAGCGCCAAGUUAAGGUUGCAUCCAUCCAUCCCUGAAGUGGAAAUGCGACGAGCAUGCCUUCGUGCGCUCUCAUCUGUUGUAUGCUGGCCGACGACAUUUGGAAUGAGUAAAAUACCGCAGAUAGCCGAAAGCUCCAACUUAAAGUCGUCAGCCACCAGCUACUUGCAGUUACGAUCAAGGAUCUACAAAACCUUAGUUUUCAGUCUGCGAAACGAAACAGAUCCUGUAAAUCUGCAUCUGACUUUAGCGAUGUGCACAGUCCUUAUGGAAGAGAGUUGCGCGUUUGAUCUUGGAUUAACUGAGGAACAAACUGCCGAGAUGAUUAAAAUGUCAACUCUACAACAUGGAAAUCAAACACCAGAGAAAGGGCUCUGUGUGUCUUUUGUACGAGGACUAGUAUCAGCAAUAUGUGAUCGAAUAUGUCGUCCGGAAUGGGCUGGUGAGCACUCAGUCUCGUUAGCUGCAAUAGAUGUUCUGAAUUGCUUAUCACACUUGCAUCCAACGGUUUUGUUCAAUAACAAGGACGUUUCCACCGGAUCUCUUAUCGUCGCGUCGCUAUGUCGUUUCAUAGAAACUCAACUAAGCAAACCACCUCCGCUGCACUCUAAGGAUCUGCACUCGACUGUGAGUCUAGUUUUCUAUCUAAUUAUGUGCUGGUAUGCAUUUAAUUAUAGUUCAAAUUCUUAA